GGAAGGAGGCGUAGGCUGAGGAGGAAGAGGGAGGAGGGGCAGGGAAGUCCUGGCGGAGAAGAGGCCCAAGACUCCAAAGGAGACAACAGGAGUGUGCGUUGGAGUUCCCCAGCUGCCCAACAGCCGUUCCGGAUCCCCUAAGACACAAGUCAGACAGAGACGAAGGAAAGGAGGAAGAGACUUUUAUGUCGGCGGACAGAGAAGCUCUAUCCGUCACCGUUGCCUCACAUCCGGGGCUUUGGAGGGCUGGCCCCCGCGGCCCCGCCUCUCCUCCCGCCUUUCAUGGCGACCGGAGGCGGAGGCUGGAAGAGCUGGGCCUGGAAGAGGACCCUUUAAAUCUCCUUAAAGGGGUGGCCACUGAACUCGGCGGACUCCAACGCCAGCCUUAAAGGGGAAGCCGCUGAACAGAAGCUGACAAAUUAACUGCUGUUGGGAGAAUUGGGGCGAGUGCGGUUUCUCAGCUCCUUCUAUCCCUCCGCCCCGCAAGAAGUCCUUUAAAUUCUGCUUAAAGGGGAAGUGGCAGCUUGUGGCGGACUAGAAACUAACUCCUGAGCCCUUAAAGGGACGGCCUGCAGUUUGAAGGACCCUGGACUCUUUAAAGGGGUGGUCUCUUUUAGCCGGAGGACUUGAGACACUUUUAAAGGGGAGGUCUGCGUUUCGGGGCGAGCUUUCGGCCCCUUUUAAAGGGGUGGCCCUUCCUCUUCCUCGGGGAGACUUGUCUCGACCCCUGGCAGGGGGCGGCCACCGCACUCCGCCGGACACCGUCAGAUCGUCUUAAAGGAGCCGGGGGCUGGACAACUUGAGGCCUCGCUUUAAAGCGACGGCCGCCCGUUUUCGCCGUCGCGGCCCCGUCGGGCCCAAGGGGGGGCCCCUAGGGCUUGUCGACCCGGGGGCGGCGCCGGCUCCCCGGGCCUUGGCCUUGGGGCAAGCGCGGGGCCAGCAGAUCCUGCUUUAAAGGGGAAGCCGUGGCCCUCUCGUCCCUGUGCAGCCGUCAGCGCCGCGCCUGCGACCCCGGGCCUGCGGACAGGCCGCUUCGGGCCCCGCCGCCUCCGGAUGCGGCGCUGAGGGCGGUCGCCAUGGAGACGGCAGCGGCCGCGGCCCCGGGCCCGGGCUGGGCAGCUGACGGGGAGCGGCGGCGGCGGCGCUGCUCGCGCCGAGACCGAGACCGGGAGCAGCGGCGCCGCCGAGGUCCAGGCGGCGACGCGCCCCGGGCCCUGUUGGCCGCCCCGCGCGGCUCCUCGUCCUCGUCGUCACCGCCGCCGCCCGCCAGGCCUUGGUCGUCAGCUUCGUCUGGAGAGCGGCCUGGGGGCCCGAGACGGCGGCGACCUCGUCCCAGGCCUCGACCCCCGCGACCCCGAGCUCGAAAGCGGCCUGCCGGCUCGGGCAGCCGCGGGGAGGAAGAGGAGGAGGAGGAGGAGGGGGGCGCAGACGACGGGGAAGCCGAGGAGGAGCCUGAGGAGGAGGAAGACGAGGAGGAGGACUUGAUCGAUGGCUUCGCCAUCGCUAGCUUCGCCAGCCUCGAAGCCUUGCAGAAGGAUGCAUCUCUUCAGCCCCCAGAGCGACUGGAACAUCGGCUGAAGCAUUCUGGGAAACGGAAGAGGGGGGGCUCCAGUGGGGCCACUGGGGAGCCAGGGGACAGCUCUGAUCGGGAGCCUGGCCGGCCACCAGGGGAUCGGGCCCGAAAAUGGCCCAAUAAGCGGAGAAGGAAAGAGGCCUCCUCCCGUCACUCUCUGGAAGCUGGAUACAUAUGUGACGCGGAAAGUGAUCUGGACGAGAGGGUCUCCGAUGAUGACCUCGACCCAUCUUUUACUGUCUCAACCAGCAAAGCCUCGGGCCCCCAUGGCGUCUUCAAUGGGAACUGUGAAGCAAAACUCUCCGUGGUCCCUAAAGUGUCGGGCCUGGAGCGGAGCCAGGAACAGCCCCCGGGGCCCGACCCGCUGCUAGUGCCUUUCCCCCCAAAGGAACCACCGCCUCCACCGGCCCCUCGGCCUCCUGUCUCACCCCCUGCACCCCUGCCGGCCACCCCCAGUCUGCCACCCCCGCCCCAGCCCCAGCUGCAGCUUCGGGUCUCGCCCUUCGGCCUCCGCACUUCUCCCUAUGGCAGCAGCCUGGACCUCAGCACUGGCAGCUCUUCACGGCCGCCCCCCAAGGCCCCGGCCCCUCCCGUGGCUCAGCCUCCCCCCUCAUCAUCCUCUUCGUCCUCCUCCUCCUCAUCUGCCUCCUCCUCGUCCGCGCAGCUCACCCACCGGCCCCCGACGCCCUCACUGCCCCUGCCUUUGUCCACCCACGGCUUUCCCCCCCCCGGGCUGCGGCCCCCCCCACCACCCCACCACCCUUCCUUGUUCUCCCCUGGCCCCACCCUGCCCCCACCCCCACCCCUGCUGCAGGUGCCAGGGCACCCUGGGGCCUCAGCCGCUAACGCCCUUUCUGAGCAGGACCUGAUGGGCCAGGACCUGAACUCUCGCUACCUGAAUGCCCCGGGUGGCCCUGAGGUGGUGGGGGCAGGGGGCUCGGCCCGGCCCCUGGCCUUCCAGUUCCACCAGCACAACCACCAGCACCAGCACACCCACCAGCACACCCACCAGCACUUCACCCCUUACCCCCCGGGCCUGCUGCCACCCCACGGCCCCCACAUGUUUGAGAAAUAUCCAGGAAAGAUGGAAGGCCUUUUCCGACAUAAUCCGUACACGGCCUUCCCUCCCGCAGUGCCUGGGCUACCUCCGGGCCUCCCGCCGGCUGUCUCCUUUGGCUCCCUGCAGGGGGCCUUCCAGCCCAAGAGCACGAACCCUGAGCUGCCACCACGACUGGGGCCAGUGCCAAGCGGGCUCCCCCAGAAGGGGACACAGAUCCCCGACCAUUUCCGGCCACCUUUGAGGAAACCAGGGAAGUGGUGUGCCAUGCACGUGCGCGUGGCUUACAUGAUCCUGAGACACCAGGAAAAGAUGAAGGGUGACUCCCACAAGCUUGACUUUCGGAACGACCUCCUGCCCUGCCUUCCGGGGCCCUAUGGGGCCCUGCCCCCUGGGCAGGAGCUCUCCCACCCGGCCUCCCUCUUCACUGCGACUGGUGCCGUCCAUGCUGCAGCCAAUCCUUUCACGGCAGCUCCCGGGGCCCACGGACCCUUCCUGAGCCCCAGCACCCACAUUGAUCCCUUUGGGCGUCCCACAAGCUUCGCCUCCUUGGCUGCCCUCUCCAACGGGGCCUUUGGAGGCCUGGGCAGCCCCACAUUCAACUCCGGCGCCGUCUUUGCCCAGAAAGAAAGUCCAGGGGCUCCACCAGCCUUCGCCUCCCCGCCAGACCCAUGGGGCCGCCUGCACCGCAGUCCUCUGGCCUUUCCUGCCUGGGUCCGGCCCCCUGAGGCCGCCCGGACACCAGGCUCAGACAAGGAGCGGCCUGUGGAGCGGAGGGAGCCCUCUAUCACCAAGGAGGAGAAAGACAGGGACCUCCCCUUCUCCCGGCCCCAGCUCCGAGUUUCUCCUGCUACUCCCAAGGCCCGGGCUGGCGAGGAGGGGGCCAGGCCAGCCAAGGAAUCCGUGCGGGUGAAGGAAGAACGAAAGGAGGAGGCUGCUGCCGCUGCCGCCGCUGCUGCCGCUGCUGCUGCCGCUGCUGCAGCUGCUGCAGCAGCCACCGGCCCUCAGGGCCUUCACCUGCUGUUUGAGAGGCCCCGGCCGCCCCCCUUUCUGGGCCCUAGUCCACCAGAGCGCUGUGCUGGCUUCCUGGAGCCAACCUGGUUGGCAGGGCCCCCACGCCUUGCUAGGCCACCUCGCUUCUAUGAGGCGGGUGAGGAGCUUACUGGACCAGGUGCCGUGGCUGCUGCCCGCCUCUAUGGUCUGGAGCCUGCUCAUCCCCUGCUAUACAGCCGCUUGGCUCCUCCGCCGCCACCUGCCGCGGCCCCGGGAACCCCUCACCUUCUCAGCAAGACCCCACCAGGAGCCCUUUUGGGGGCACCACCUCCACUUGUACCCGCCCCACGGCCCAGUUCCCCACCUAGGGCCCCUGGCCCAGCUCGGGCUGACAGGUGAGGGAAGGGGAGGGGCAGGGGCAAAGCUCCAUCUCCCCUUUCCUUUUGACAAGGUCCUAGGGCUGAGGUUUUAAGCCAGGGCUGGAGGGCAAAGGUCAUAACCUCACCAGCCACCUCUGAGGUCAUGGAACCUGGGAGCAGAAGCCCCAACCCCCACAAGAUAAGCAUCACAUGGACCCUGGGGUCACUGGUAGAGCAGAGGUCACAAACCUCUAGAGAGAGAAAGUUGUGUGUGUGUGUGUGUGUGUGUGUGUGUGUGUAUGUGUGUUUACAUGAGUGUGGGGGUCAUUUCAGAGGUCAUAGCUCAUGAUCUCCUGAGGUGCACCAUCACGCCCUCUGAGGGCCUCGAGGUCCUUGGCCUGCCUCCCCAAGGGCUCACUAAGCCAGAGGCCAAAGUGCCCCCUCCUCUUCACCGACCACCCAAGUCCUCAUGCCCUCCUAGGGCUGGGGGAGGAGGGGCUAAAGGAAGAGGGGUUCCAUGUACAUAUUUAUCACCCCUUCCAUGUAGCCCCCGAGACCUUUUGUACAUUUUUACAGGGGUGCCCCUCCCAACAGUCCCCUUCCUGGUUAAUUAAAUCCUCAGACUGGUGCUGUGUUCCUAGCCUCUGGCCUCUCUAUGGGGGAAGGCGGGGAUUGCAGGGGAAGAGCUGGGAGGGGUCAGGCAGGAACCCAGGGCUUCUCCCUGGGAAUGUGGGGUCCAGUAGGAGGUGGACCAACAGGGGAAGGGACCUAGGGACCUAGGCUGAAGGGAAAGGCAAAUACUUCCUGCUUGGCUGACAGCCCAGGUUCCCCCCAUUUGUUCCUGUUAACUCUGUGCUCCCACCCUCAAAAGGCUCAACCUCUAAGCCUCAGGCUCCACCACCUCUUAAUGGCUCAAUCCCCCUCACCCCAUUUCCAAGUGCCCCCAGGACUCCUGGGCCCUGCUUCCCUGAACCCUGUUCUCCAAAACCCUGCCCUGGGUAAGGGGGGCCGGAGAAGGUCACCAUGUACCACACACCAAAGAAGGGGGUCGGCCCAGGGGUGGGCGACACGGGCAGCUUCAGCAGCCUCACGGCAGCAGCCCCAACCUUCCCAAAGCAACAGGCGCCUCUAGGCUGGGGCCCGACCUAGAAGGCAGGGGUCAGUUUAACCAAACCAUACGUUGACUUUUUUCCCUGGUGGGGCUUAUUCUGUAACAUGACUUGCGGAUAUUUAUAUAAAAAUGAGUGUUACAAUGAG
Propithecus coquereli (Coquerel's sifaka) is the source of this 5239-nucleotide messenger RNA. RefSeq names its product fibrosin (gene FBRS). The transcript has 18 exons. Lineage: Eukaryota; Metazoa; Chordata; Mammalia; Primates; Indriidae. The record is from RefSeq and is a predicted model, not a curated record. The coding region runs from base 1077 to 4022 and encodes 981 amino acids.